This is a messenger RNA of Enterospora canceri, 254 nucleotides long. The record is from the annotation of a GenBank genome assembly. NCBI's taxonomy places the organism in Eukaryota, Fungi, Microsporidia, Enterocytozoonidae.
AUGGGAAAUGGUAGGGCACCACUCUUCGUUCUGGUUCAGGGCUGUUCAUGUGCUGGUAAAACAACUUUCACUACACUUCUGAAGAAGAGUCUCCUUGGAUUCCGAAUUGCCUCGAUCUCCCUCGACUGCUACUACAAGGAGGAGAACUUCGCCUACUGUGAAGCAGGAGACUACGACUUCGACAAUCCAGCGGCAUUCGACUGGAACAGUCUCAGAAAGACACUCGAUGGAUACGUCAACUGCGAUGACGUCAU